AUGGCUAAGACGAAGAAACAGGUGAAGAACGGGCAACCGAGCUUCUACCCCGCCGAUGACAUCAAAAAGCCGCUGAAGCGCACGAUCGAGCACAAGCAGACCAAGCUUCGCGCAUCCAUCGCGCCCGGUCAAGUGCUGAUCCUUCUCGCUGGACACUUGAAGGGUAAGCGCGUGGUGUUCUUGAAGCAGCUCGAGUCUGGGUUGUUGCUCGUCGCCGGUCCGUACGGUGUGAAUGGCGUGCCGGCGAAGCGCGUGAACCAGCGCUACGUCAUCGCGACGAGCGAAAAGGUUGACAAGCCGGCGAAGGAUCGCAGUAACAAGAAGAGUGAAGAAGAAUUCUUCAAGGUUGACCUCGCGAAGAAGGAGCUUCCGGCUGAUUACCUCGAGAACAACAAGGCUCUCGACAAGGCGCUCGGCGACGCCAUCGCGAAGACGCCGUACCUCAAGGAAUACAUGUCCACGCUCUUCACUUUGAAGUCUGGCGACAAGCCGCAUGAGAUGAAGUUCUAA
Messenger RNA from Ostreococcus lucimarinus CCE9901, 510 nucleotides. RefSeq names its product Ribosomal protein L6, component of cytosolic 80S ribosome and 60S large subunit (gene RPL6). Gene Ontology annotation, biological process: cytoplasmic translation; ribosomal large subunit assembly. The coding region runs from base 1 to 510 and encodes 169 amino acids. The transcript is spliced from 3 exons. The record is from RefSeq and is a predicted model, not a curated record. NCBI's taxonomy places the organism in Eukaryota, Viridiplantae, Chlorophyta, Mamiellophyceae, Mamiellales, Bathycoccaceae. Gene Ontology annotation, cellular component: cytosolic large ribosomal subunit; ribosome. Gene Ontology annotation, molecular function: RNA binding; structural constituent of ribosome.